This is a messenger RNA of Enhydra lutris kenyoni (northern sea otter), 1209 nucleotides long. RefSeq names its product ATP-dependent RNA helicase DDX50-like. Bases 1 to 993 code for a protein of 330 amino acids. The transcript has 8 exons. The record is from RefSeq and is a predicted model, not a curated record. Gene Ontology annotation, molecular function: ATP binding; RNA binding; RNA helicase activity. Lineage: Eukaryota; Metazoa; Chordata; Mammalia; Carnivora; Mustelidae.
AUGGAAAAAGUGGAAAUACCGCGAAAGCAGGAAGCGGGGGAGCACAGACUUGUCCCUACAGGUGGAGAGGUCCUGGCUUACCUGCUCCGAUUCAGUGAAGAUACUCAGUUGUGGAAUGCUCAAGUGAAGAGGCACCUGGCCAAACCCCAUUACAUUCCAGAAGAGACCCCUGGGUUAGGGGAUGUUGAGUCCUAUAUUCAUCGUUCUGGACGCACAGGUAGAGCUGGCCGGACAGGGAUUUGCAUAUGUUUUUAUCAACCCAGAGAAAGAGGUCAACUAAGAUAUGUGGAACAAAAAGCAGGAAUUACUUUUAAACGUGUAGGUGUACCUUCUACAAUGGAUUUAGUUAAAUCUAAAAGCAUGGAUGCCAUCAGGUCUCUGGCUUCCGUUUCUUAUGCUGCUGUUGAUUUUUUCCGACCAUCAGCUCAGAGAUUGAUAGAAGAGAAAGGGGCAGUGGAUGCAUUGGCUGCAGCAUUAGCCCACAUCUCUGGUGCAUCAAGUUUUGAACCACGAUCUUUGAUCACCUCUGAUAAGGGGUUUGUCACCAUGACUCUGGAAAGCCCAGAAGAAAUAGAGGAUAUCAGCUGUGCAUGGAAAGAACUUAACAGAAAGCUGAGUAGUAAUGCUGUGUCCCAAAUUACCAGAAUGUGCCUCCUAAAAGGAAAUAUGGGUGUUUGCUUUGACGUUCCCACAACUGAAUCAGAAAGGUUACAGGCAGAGUGGCAUGAUUCAGACUGGAUACUUUCAUUGCCAGCCAAGUUACCUGAAAUUGAAGAAUAUUAUGAUGGAAACACAUCUUCUAACUUCAGGCAGAGGAGUGGCUGGUCAAGUGGCCGGUCAGGCCGGUCUGGCCGGUCAGGUGGUCGAUCUGGUGGCCGGUCAGGUAGACAGAGUCGACAGGGAAGUCGGUCAGGAAGUCGACAAGAUGGUAGACGACGAAGUGGGAAUAGAAAUCGAUCAAGAAGUGGGGGCCACAAACGGAGUUUUGACUGAGUAUUUGAUAGUUAAGCUACCAGUGUGAGCUUGCCUAUUUCUGCCUAAUCAUGUACAUAUCCACCCAAAUUAGGUCAUCAUAGUUGAGGUAUGUGUCUGCUCUUUGCAAAGAAGUUGGUCAUAUUUUUUUAAAAAGUAUUUCACAAGAAUGGUUGUAAACAAAUCUACUUAUCCAGUUAUACCUUUGAAUAAAAAAACUCCUUUUAUUGUCUCUUU